CUUCAGCUGAAUUAGUUGUUCGUUUUUGGUCCACUACACUCAACUCCACGGGCUUCUUUUACCAGGCCGUGUGCCUGGUUACAGCCGAUCAGACCUGAAGCUGCUACCCUCUAGUGCGACCAAGCGUUCAAUUUGGAUCGAAUAUCAUCAAUCGGCCAUCAAUGACAGCAGUAUUCACACAGUUGUGUACAGCACCUUCUGUCGGCUCUGGCGUACUCUCCUACCACAAGUUCUCAUAAUGAAGCCAAUGUCCGAUCUCUGUUGGCAGUGUCAGCAAAACAGCACGGCUAUCAUUCGUUCUGCCAACAGCCAGGAAUCCGAUAAAAGCUCAACUCUCAAGGCUGCUGAAGACCACCUAACGCACGUACAGUUGGAGCGAUCGUACUAUCGAGCGAUUUGUGAUGACUGUCGACAAGAAGUCCGAACAUGCUUCACAGAAAACGGCACCUUCUCACCACCACUGCCUCACUCGGGAAUCCCUGCAAACACCAAGAGAAUAAAAGUGCAUUAUUCAUUUGAUUAUGCUCAGCAAGUACAUUACCCAUGUGAUCCUCUGCAGCCUGGGCCAAUCUUCUUUUUGACACCUCGGAAGUGCUCAAUCUUUGGUGUUCAUUGCGAAGCCAUCCCCCGUCAAGUAAACUUCCUUGGAGACGAGGCAGGAGAUUGUGGCAAGGGAGCAAAUACCGUCAUCAGCCAGCUUCACUAUUACUUCGAACACCAUGGCCUAGGGGAGACGGAGGUGUACCUGCACGCUGACAAUUGUACGGGUCAAAACAAAAACAGCUGCAUGAUCCACUACCUUUGUUGGCGUUGUAUGACAGGACGGCACACGAAGGCCACAAUCUCGUUCAUGGUUGUCGGCCACACCAAGUUUGCUCCAGAUUGGUGCUUUGGUCUUUUGAAACAGCGGUACAGAAGAACGAGAAUUGGCUGUCUCACAGAUAUUGCUACCGUUGUCAACCAGUCUGCAGUCUGCAAUGUCUCCCAGCUCGUUACUAGAGAGGACGGGACAACAGUUGUGCCUGUGUUUGAUUGGACCAGUUUUUUUGCUGUCCCGAUGAAGAAACUGACUGGUAUCAAAAAGUUUCACCACUUUUACUUCGAUUCGGCAAAACCAGGCGAGGUCGUUGUGAAAGUGCGCUCCGAUUCAGCCGAAACGAAAUACGAGUUGCUGAAACAGCCUUGGACUCCUGAUCCUCAAACACUUCCCGACAAAGUUCCACCAAGAGGGCUCUCAAGUGAACGUCAGUGGUACUUAUACGAAAAAAUCCGUCCGUUCUGUCCCUUUGAAUCACAAGACGUAACUUGUCCCUUGCCUACCGCUCCAAGGCCAACCAGUCGCCAUGGAACUCCAGCUACAACACCUCCUCCCCCUGAGUCAUCCCAGCCACCUGCAAAAAAACGGAGAUGUGGUUUGUGCAGGCAGGAAGGACAUGUUCGAACUGUUUGCCCUCAAAGACAAGACUGAAUUAUUUUUUAUACUUAUAAUAUACUUAUUACACUAUUGCAUACUUCACAUGAAAUGUUGUGACUGUUACUCAUUCA
Messenger RNA from Halichondria panicea, 1545 nucleotides. RefSeq lists its product as uncharacterized. The transcript has a single exon. Lineage: Eukaryota; Metazoa; Porifera; Demospongiae; Suberitida; Halichondriidae. The record is from RefSeq and is a predicted model, not a curated record. Bases 239 to 1468 code for a protein of 409 amino acids.